UUGUGACUUUUUGUGAGACUUAAAAGUACCCACCAUCAACAUUUUUGUAAGCCAGGUUUGACCUGGCUUUGACUUGCAACAUUUUGGAGGGGUUUAUGACUUUUUGAUGCCUUUUUGCGACAUUCACACAUCAUAAAGUUGCUUAGUCUUCCACAUGCCCUGCUGCUCUUCACCAGCUGUCAGUGGGUUAAAGAAUCGUAGAAUGAAACUGGGGUGCGCCUUUCUAUCCUGCUUGUUGCUGCUGUGCUUGGUCAUACCUGAGACUAAAAGCCGAGUACUGCAGCCAUCCAUAGACAUCAGAAGUCUAUUCCCUAAAAUGACAACAGCUGCACACAGGAGAAGUGAUCCUGAUAUUGACCCAUCAUGGUACACUGGCCGCGGAAUCCGUCCUGUGGGCCGGUUUGGUAGGAGAGGCACUACCUGGGAAGACACUCGGAAUUCGAUGUACAGGCCACUGAGGCAGACAUGUGUGCCAAUAGAAGACAGCGCCGAGCUGAAUGACGAUAUCUAAAACCUCAUGUGUCCUGGUGUUAAGUCAUUUUUGCCUAUGUAUAUAUUUAGGAGAUAACCAUGGCCUUUGAAGGGGUAUUCCGGCCAUGGACAUCUUAUCCCCUAUCCAAAGGAUAGGGGAUAAGAUGUUUGAUUGCUGGAGGUCUGCCGCUGGGCCCCCCUGCGAUCUCUGUGUAGCACCCACAUCCUAUGCCGGGCUGCUGCUCCAGUCUUGGAAACCUCUGUGCCUCUGGGACUGGAGACAUGAUGUCACGCCAUGCCCCCUCCAUUCAUGUCUAUGGGAGGGGGCACGCCCCCUCCCAUAGACAUGAAUAAAGGGGGCGUGGCAUGGUGUGACAUCUCCAGUCCCGGAAACACAGGUUUCCGAGACUGAAGACUUUGGAUAGGGGAUAAGAUAUCUAUGGUCUGAAUACCCCUUUAAAUUGUUCAAUCACUAGUGAGAAGUCUCUGUCAGAGACAUCUACGUUACAAAUUGAAAUUAUAUGCUAUAUUCAUAUUCUGUUUUUUUUAAUCUUUUUAUUAGCCACUCAUGUAUACAAUAUGUAUUUAUUUUUUAUUUAUUAAUGAAUUAUCUUCAAUAUCACUGACACUGUAGACCUGUACAAAGAAUGCAUCCACAUUGGUCACUGCCUCCUAUGAAGCUCAUAAUCUUAUAUCUGUCUCAAGUAUACUCCCCAUUUGAGGGCCAAUUUUUUAUAUGAGAAUGGUAUACCCUGAAGUACCUGGAGAAAACCCAAAGGACCAGGGGCCUCUUCAAUCAGCAGGGGGUUAUGGGGGUCAGACCCCCACUUAUAACCUAUUGAUGGGUUAAAGGGGUACUCCAGUGGAAUUUUUUUUUUUUUUAAAUCAACUGGA
Hyla sarda is the source of this 1365-nucleotide messenger RNA. It is a transcript of the gene PRLH, whose product is annotated as prolactin releasing hormone. The record is from RefSeq and is a predicted model, not a curated record. Gene Ontology annotation, biological process: response to peptide hormone; G protein-coupled receptor signaling pathway; feeding behavior. Lineage: Eukaryota; Metazoa; Chordata; Amphibia; Anura; Hylidae. The transcript has 4 exons. Gene Ontology annotation, molecular function: prolactin-releasing peptide receptor binding; neuropeptide hormone activity. The coding region runs from base 155 to 511 and encodes 118 amino acids.